AUGGCCCGCCACCGGCUCCCGCUCCUCGCCGCCGCCGCCGCCCUCUUCAUAAUCUUCUUCUUCCUGCUGCUCCCCGCGGACACGGCGCACCCCGCCGGCACCAGCGCCUCCAAACACGCCAGCGUCACCGUCGUCGACUCGACGCCCAGCUUCCGCUCCGACGACCAGUCGGGCUUCGCGAUCGCCAAGGAGGAGGUCGCGGGCGGCGGGCCCCCGCUGCUGGGAGGCGACAUCCAUAAGGAGAUCCUCCAUGGCGAGACUAUCAUGCCGAAGUUGGGGAAUGAGACGGCAAAAGCGGAGCUAGGCCGCGCCUCGUGGAAGCUGCUGCACACGACACUCUCCCGCUUCCCGAAGAAGCCCGCGAAGGACGAGCGCGAAGCGCUCUCCUCCUUCCUAUACCUCUUUGCGCGCCUGUACCCCUGCGGCGAAUGCGCCACCCACUUCCAAGCGCUCCUGCAGCGGUACCCGCCGCAGACGUCCUCGCGCGACGCCGCGGCGCAGUGGGGCUGCUUCGUGCACAACCUCGUCAACGAGCGGCUGCACAAGCCGGCGUUCGACUGCGGGGCCGUGACGGAGAUGUACAAGUGCGGGUGCGCUGACGCGGAUGCCGAGGAGGAGGGGGAGGGGAAGGGGAAGGAGGAGAGGGUGGGGGAGCCGAUGGAGACGGCGGGGGUGACGGCGGGAAGGCCGCUGACGGCCGCGGAGGGGGUGGAUUUGCUGGAGGUGAAUACGAGGAGGGCCGGGGUGGAGAUGCAGAGGGAUGGGUAG
Morchella sextelata is the source of this 768-nucleotide messenger RNA. RefSeq lists its product as uncharacterized. The transcript has 3 exons. NCBI's taxonomy places the organism in Eukaryota, Fungi, Ascomycota, Pezizomycetes, Pezizales, Morchellaceae. Gene Ontology annotation, molecular function: flavin adenine dinucleotide binding; flavin-dependent sulfhydryl oxidase activity. Gene Ontology annotation, cellular component: mitochondrion. The coding region runs from base 1 to 768 and encodes 255 amino acids. The record is from RefSeq and is a predicted model, not a curated record.